AUGGCCCGUUUCAGAGGAAUCUUUGAUUCUGUAAUACUCAUCACGGUUGCCGUUUUCCUCUGUACUCAGUCAUCGUCGGUGGUCGCAGAGGACGAUGAGAAGUGUUUGCGAGGCGUGAAGGAUUCAUUUCGUGAUCCAGAGUUGAAGCUUCACUCCUGGAACUUCAAUAACAAUACCCCAGGAUUCGUCUGCACAUUUGAUUUCGUCGACUGUUGGAACGAUCAGGAAAACCGUUUGCUAACGCUCAAUCCUAUUAACUUAGGCCUCGCCGGAACAAUUUCACCGAGCUUCGAGUUUUGUCUGAGCUUACAGAAUCUAGAACUCUCCGGUAAUCGUCUCACCGGUUCCAUACCCAGGGACCUCUGUAAGUGGAUGCCUUAUUUAGUCAACUUAGAUCUAUCGGACAACCAAUUGUCGGGAGAGCUUCUGGAUCUCGCUAAUUGUUCGUUUUUGAAUAAGCUUAUCCUCUCCGGCAAUCAAUUUUCUGGUAGUAUACCACCUCAGUUCUCAAAUUUCGGCAGACUAUCUGAUUUUUCGGUUGCGAACAAUGCUCUUUCUGGUCCGAUUCCACCAGGCUUGUCGAGAUUUGGUUCGUCCAAUUUUGAUGGGAACAGUGGACUUUGUGGUGAGCCGCUUAGCAAGUGCGGGGGUUUAAGCACGAAGAAUCUGGCGAUAAUUAUCGCCGCCGGUGUAUUUGGGGCAGCGGCGUCAUUGUUAAUUGGGUUUGGGUUGUGGUGGUGGUGCGUGACGAAAUCGAAGGCAAGGAGACGCUACGGAAUCGGUGGAGACGACGAUAGCAGUAGCUGGGCAGAUAGGUUGAGAACUCACAAGCUUGUUCAAGUCUCUUUGUUUCAGAAACCACUAGUGAAGGUCAGAUUAGUCGAUUUAAUGGCUGCAACAAACAAUUUCAGUAAAGAGAGUGUCAUCAUUUCAUCAAGAACAGGAACAACCUACAAAGCAAUUCUCUCCGAUGGAUCUGCUCUUGCGAUCAAGCGACUUAGCAAAUGCGACCUUCACGAGAGGCAAUUCCGAGCUGAGAUGAAUCUAUUGGGUCAACUCAGGCACCCUAAUCUGACUCCAUUGUUGGGUUUCUGCACAGUAGAAGAAGAAAAGCUCUUGGUUUACAAAUACAUGUCAAACGGAACUCUCUCUUCUACAUUAUCUAAACAAUCAAGCUUGCUGGAUUGGCCAAGUAGAUUUAGAAUCGCUCUUGGUGCAGCAAGAGGCCUUGCUUGGCUCCACCAUGGCUGUCGACCUUCAAUCUUACAUCAAAACGUAAGUUCCAACGCCAUAUUUCUUGAUGAAGAUUACGAUGCUCGAAUAGUAGAUUUUGGAUUAGCUACCCUCAUGAAUUCUAACGAAGGUAGCUUUAUCAAUGGUGAUCUUGGUGAAUUCGGUUAUGUAGCUCCAGAAUACUCCAUGACCAUGGUUCCUUCCAUGAAAGGCGAUGCUUAUGCUUUUGGUGUAGUGCUCUUAGAACUUGCAACUGGUCAAAAACCCACGAAUGUAACAGCUGCUGAAGAAGGGUUUAAGGGUAGUUUAGUCGAUUGGGUGAAUCAGCUUUCAAGUUGUGGACAGAUUGAGAAUGCCAUUGAUAAGAAUGUUCAUGGAACAGGUCAUGAUGAGAAAAUUGUGAAAUUCAUGGGAAUUGCAGGUAAUUGUGUUACACCUCAAGCUAGAUCAAGAUGGUCAAUGUAUCAGGUUUAUGAAGCAUUGAAGAACAUGGGACAAGAAUUAGGGUUUUCUGAACAGUAUGAUGAGUUUCCACUUCUUUAUGGCAUGUAG
This is a messenger RNA of Lactuca virosa, 1785 nucleotides long. NCBI's taxonomy places the organism in Eukaryota, Viridiplantae, Streptophyta, Magnoliopsida, Asterales, Asteraceae. The record is from the annotation of a GenBank genome assembly.